This is a messenger RNA of Lytechinus variegatus (green sea urchin), 3178 nucleotides long. It is a transcript of the gene prpf4, whose product is annotated as U4/U6 small nuclear ribonucleoprotein Prp4-like. The record is from RefSeq and is a predicted model, not a curated record. Lineage: Eukaryota; Metazoa; Echinodermata; Echinoidea; Temnopleuroida; Toxopneustidae. Gene Ontology annotation, molecular function: U6 snRNA binding; U4 snRNA binding; protein binding. The coding region runs from base 117 to 1625 and encodes 502 amino acids. The transcript is spliced from 15 exons. Gene Ontology annotation, biological process: mRNA splicing, via spliceosome. Gene Ontology annotation, cellular component: U4/U6 x U5 tri-snRNP complex.
GGCUAUCUUCAACUGUACUUUGUCGAACUUGGAACGUGAGAAGCUUUCUUAAGUUAUAUUUCGUAUUUCCCCUAUUGAUUGAGAAUUGAACCGUAGGUCUAAGAAGUUAAUCCAAGAUGUCUGAGGAGGAUGGAGGACCUGCCUUGAAGAAACCAAGGGUCCACUAUGGUUCCCUGGAGGAGCAUCUCAAGAAACCUGAUGCCUCUGAUGCUAUCAACAUAGGUCUUGAGGCUGGCAAUAUUAACCUCUCCAGUGGUGAAACAUUUGAUAUGGAAGAACACAUCAGUGAAAGAAGAAAAGAAUUAUUGGCAGAAUUUGAAAGAAGGAGAAAGGCAAGACAAAUCACAGUUUCAACAGAUGAUUCUGAAGUAAAGGCACAGCUGAGGAAAUAUGGAGAACCUAUUUGUAUAUUUGGGGAAGGCCCGGCCGAGAGACGAGAGAGGCUUCGACAUCUCCUUGCUGCUCUAGGGGAGAUGGCCGACCAAGACAAACAGGCCAAGAAAGCCAGCAAAGAGAAGGCCAAAGCUGAUCAAGCGGAAAAGCAAACUACGUGGUAUCACGAGGGUCCUGCGAGUUUGAAAAAUGCCAGAUUGUGGAUUGCUGAGUAUUCUUUACCAAGAGCUGAUAGGAGGUUACAGGAAGCAGCAGAAACCAUGAGGAUUCCGGAAUCCCAGUCAAAUGCAAGGAGACAAGAAUUACACAGAAAAGCAAGAAGUCUAACAGCAAUAGGUAGUCAGAUUGGAGACCAAAGGCCUAUUUCUUAUUGUCGGUUCAGCCCUGAUUCAAGAUUGCUCGCCACAGCUUCAUGGAGUGGUCUGAUCAAGCUGUGGACAUCACCGGACUUCAAUCUGUUCAAGACACUGAGAGGCCACAAUGCCCAUGUGGGCUGUGUGGUGUUCCACCCUCAAGCUACCAUCUCGCUCUCCCCCAAUGCCUGCUGCAUGGCUUCUUGCUCGGCAGACGGCGCGGUCAAGCUCUGGAACUUUGAAAGUGAGGAACCUAUUGCAAACAUAGAAGGUCAUGAAGCAAGGGUGAGCAGAAUAGAGUACCACCCUUCAGGAAGAUUCCUUGGUACAGCUUGCUUUGACUCCUCCUGGAGACUGUGGGAUCUUGAGGUACAGGAGGAGAUCCUCCACCAGGAGGGCCACAGUAAAGCAGUCUACUCCAUCGACUUUCAGAAGGAUGGUGCUGUAUGUGCAACGGGUGGAAUGGAUGCCUUUGGUAGGUUAUGGGACCUGAGGACAGGACGAUGUAUCAUGUUCUUGGAGGGUCAUCUCAAGUCAGUACUAGCGGUCAACUUCUCACCAAACUGCUAUCAGCUUGCUACUGGUAGUGAGGAUAACACAGCUAAGAUAUGGGACAUGAGACAGAGGAAAGUACUCUACACCAUUCCAGCUCAUCAAAAUAUCAUAACAGGACUCAAAUUCCAAGGAACUUCUGGGGAUUAUCUUAUCACCUGUUCAUAUGAUGGCACAGCAAAGGUUUGGGCCCAUCCAGGAUGGUCGCCUCUCAACACUCUGGCAGGGCAUGAUGGGAAGGUCAUGUGCGUUGACCUGUCACCUAAUGAGAAAUACAUUGCUACAUCGUCAUUUGACAGGACAUUCAAGUUAUGGGCUCCUGAGUGAGAUAAAGUGGGAUUUUUCUUUUGUUUCUCUUUCACACUGGACACUGGAGACUGGAGACACAUUUUUUACAAAAACAAGCUCAAAAGGUGAAAAAUUUUCCCUUUCUUCAAAUCAUGGAUAUUUGAUGUGGUCCUUUUUUGUGACGGAAAGGUUUUGAGACACUUGUCAAAUACAAUUACUCCUUCGCACUGGAGAUUUACAUAAAUAUUAAUCACUCACUACAUUUCAGACAAAGACCAGGAGCCUGUUUCAUGAAGGACUGUUGUAACUUUGCCAUUAUUGCCAACUACAUGUACCAUGGUAACAGGGCACAGUCCUUUAUGAAAUGGACCCCAGGGCUAAAUUAUGAAAUUGUCUCUUUUUUAUGUUUAAUUGCCUUAGCAACUACAAGUAUAUUUAUGAUAAUUUGAUGGCUGUUGUAUUUCAAUGGUUAAUGCAACUUUUCUUGGUCAACAAAAAGUAUUUAUUGCUGGAUUCCGGAAGAACAUCCUGUUUUACAAGAGGAGACAUUCCAAAGAUAUUACAAAGACAGAUUUGCAGACUUUUUUAUACCAAUUUAAUGAUCACAUCAAAGUUGCCCCAAGAAGAAUCUCCAUGUUACAUCAGCAUAGAAGCGUAAAAAAUUGUAAGCGUCAAGGGGGCAAAAUAAAUUAAGCCUAUGUCAAUAAUUUGCUACAUGUUUUUUUACAGGAGAGGCACCUCUCUAUUGGUAGAUCGGUUCAUAUAGAAUUAGUGUUUGGUUGACAAAAUGUGAUCUUGCCAAGAUCACAUAAAAGUUACAAGACAAGACAAUCUGCAGAAUACCAACCCAAAAGUAUGUUUAAAUGAUGACAUCAAUGUCAAAGCUAAAAUAUGCAUGUUUCAGAUGUCUGCUGUGGCCAAAAGUCUGGCAGUAAGACUUGAAAAAACUUAGUUAAAAUUCAUGUUGACUCAAAAAUAAUUCCAAAAAACAUGUUGAAUUCCAUCCAUGUGUAGAUCCAUGCUUAUUAUAUUCUAUCAAGAGUACAAUGUCUUGUAUUCUUAUCUUCAUUUGUUUUUAUACAAACUCAUCUCUCUCAAACCAAGUCAAGACAGAGGAAGAAACAAUACUCCUAAGCAUUCAGUAAAAUGUAAAUUUUAUUCUCUUUUGUACAAAGAUGUGAUUUUUUUACAUAAUAAAAGAAAGAACUAGUGCUUUGUAAAGUACUGGUGAGAUUCAAAACCUAGUCUCCUCUGUGUAUUUGUAAUUUACCAUUGUGAGAAAUUACUCCAAGCAUUAAACAGUGCCAUUGGUGUCAGUGAGGUAUUAUCAAAAUGGAUGGAAUGAAGUAAUAAGGUGGAUGAAAUUUACAACUGCAAUUAACACAAAGCACAAGGAAACCUGCAUAUAGAGUCUGCAAUAUGGAGACAAGAAAAGUGGACUUCAUGAACAAGUCAAGGGGCUUUCGCUCGUGCGAUUCUUUGUGAUCAUUUGAUCACAAUAUAUGUUGCACAGAAUCGCAACAGUUGUAGGCAGUCACACCACCAAUUGUGAAAGGGGCUUAACUCAUGUUUCUAUAGGGAAAACUAGUUAA